AUGGUAGGCCGUGCGCCAAAGAAGCGACGCAUGAAAGCGAAUGACCGGAUUUCCCGUCUGCAAGGAUCCCGAGUUCCGCACAGCACGACUUUACCUCAAUCAGGUCCAGAAAGCGGGUCUUCCCAGCAACCGCUAGUCAGUGUGGCCAGGACAGAGCAUCAGCCUACCGCAGUGACUACUACGAUGGGGGAUGGUUCCAUUUUCACGAUGGGGGAGUUUACCGCCGUCGCUGCCGACACAGAGAUCAAUAGUUAUAUGCAGAACCUGUUAAGCAACUACCCAGCGGAUCUGCCGCUGGUUUCUCCCGGCGCGACCGAUCCUAUCUGGCUGGGAACGGAGAACUUGUUCCCUGAUUUGCCUCUAGACAUCCCUGGGAUUUCCACUUCCGAGGGCAUGUCCGAUAAGUGCACUCUGGAAUUCCCCAUCCAGGAGCGGAAGGCGCAUGCGGUGCGGUCCCGAUUGGCGGAACAAACUGACGCGAGAGCCCCAAUCACCCCUAGCUAUCGCGAGAACUCAGCUAUGUCGUCUCAUAUGCAUGCCUCCGCCCUGAUGGAGACCAUAGAGUGCUUGGAAGAGCAGCUACAGAACCCCCAGGCCCCAAUCGAUCAAGCGAUGCAGUUGAACCGGCACGCCAUGGCCAAGGUACGGGAGGUGAGCAAGACCGACGAAUUUCGACGGUGCCAUAGUUGCCCGCUCUUGGUGGCGACUAUCAUGGAUCUGGUUGUAGGGCUAUAUGAGAUCGUGAUCCUCUCAACCGAGCGCCCUGCGGUCGACGAGAACAAUCCGCUCUGGCAAAACAGUCUGUUUCAGCAGCCGGCUGAGAUGAGCGAGACACCGAGUAGUGGAUCGAGUCCCAGAUCGGCCAUCAGCGGGGGUUCAGAGGCCCCGCUUUUCCAGUUUGGAUGUCUCGAGUUUGAUCCAGAGGAACAAGAGAUCUUCCGGGCUGCAAUGAUGCGGCGUGAUUUGCGACGAUGCGUUGAAACCAUUCAGUACUGUAGUCAAGAGAUUCUGCAACAGCAGACACAGGCUGCGGAUCUACGCAGAAGGCCAUCAAAUAAGAUACACACCCAGUGGUACCAGGAGAUGGGAUCCCGGACUAAGGAGCUUCUUGCAGCUCUUCCCGCCCAGUGCAGCAGGCACCGAUGA
Penicillium verrucosum is the source of this 1146-nucleotide messenger RNA. RefSeq lists its product as uncharacterized. NCBI's taxonomy places the organism in Eukaryota, Fungi, Ascomycota, Eurotiomycetes, Eurotiales, Aspergillaceae. The transcript has a single exon. The coding region runs from base 1 to 1146 and encodes 381 amino acids. The record is from RefSeq and is a predicted model, not a curated record.